UUAUUUCCCUAUCCCUACAUAUAUAAAUACAUUGCCAAUGUGUCACAACCAUUUCAAUAAACUUGCACUUUACCCGUGAUUCAUUCACCCAAUCCCAUCUUUCAUUUCUCACGCAAAUUCAUUCUUCUUCUUCCUCUUCCACCAUGAGAAACAACGACUCUCCCUAUACACCUCUCCUAAAUGGGCCCCACAAUAACAAUCGUAAGGAGCUUCUUCUCAUUUUUUGUGGAUUGUUUUUACUUGCUUCUCUAAUAGCCUUCAGUGGCUACAAAGCUUCCGACAACGUUAGUGUCCCUCAUGCUCACGUGUCCUCGUCAUCUUCGAUUUUAUCCCAUGAAGAAACAAAACCAAACAUGGUUGUUUCACCAAGUGUUUCAGCUGGUGUGUCGGAGAAGUCAAAUGUUUUUCUCUCCGGGCCCAAUAAGGUUGGAGAAACUGAAUCAUUUCCAUGGAACAAUACUAUGUUGUCGUGGCAGAGAACAUCUUUUCAUUUUCAACCAGAGAAGAAUUGGAUGAAUGAUCCUAAUGGUCCUAUGUAUUACAAAGGAUGGUACCACUUUUUCUACCAAUACAAUCCAAACGGUGCAGUUUGGGGAGAUAUAGUUUGGGGGCAUGCUGUGUCAAGGGACAUGAUCCAUUGGCUUCACCUUCCACUAGCAAUGGUGGCCGAUCAAUGGUACGAUAGUAACGGUGUUUGGACAGGCUCUGCUACCAUCUUACCUGACGGUCAAGUCAUCAUGUUAUAUACUGGUUCAACCAAUGAAACAGUGCAAGUCCAAAAUCUUGCAUACCCUGCUGAUCUCAAUGACCCUCUCCUUGUGGAUUGGAUCAAAUACCCUGCCAACCCGGUUCUCGUCCCUCCACCAGGCAUUCUUCCAAAGGACUUUCGCGACCCAACAACUGCUUGGCUCACUUCUGAAGGAAAAUGGAGAAUCACCAUAGGCUCCAAGAUUAACAAAACUGGCGUUGCUUUGGUUUACGACACAGUGGACUUCAAGACCUAUGAGCGUAAAGAGGAUUUGCUUGACGCUGUUCCUGGCACCGGUAUGUGGGAGUGUGUGGACUUUUUCCCUGUUUCCAUGAAGUCUGAAAAUGGCUUGGAUACUUCUGUUAAUGGGGAGGAGGUUAAGCAUGUGAUGAAGGUGAGCUUGGAUGAUGAUAGACAUGAUUACUAUUCAUUGGGAAAUUAUGAUGAGAAGAAGGUUAAGUUCACAGCAGAUGAUUUGAAAAAUGAUGUUGGUAUUGGACUUAGGUAUGAUUAUGGUAUAUUCUAUGCUUCCAAGACAUUUUAUGAUCAGAAAAAGGAUAGGAGAGUUUUGUGGGGUUGGAUUGGAGAAUCUGAUAGCGAAUAUGCUGAUGUCGCCAAAGGUUGGGCUUCAGUUCAGAGCAUUCCAAGAAUUGUGAAGCUUGAUAAGAAGACUGGUAGCAACUUACUUCAAUGGCCUGUUGCAGAAGUUGAAAGUUUGAGACUAAAAAGCGAUGAAUUUAAAAACUUGAAGGUCAAGCCAGGGUCAGUUGUGUCACUAGAUAUUGAUACUGCCACACAGUUGGACAUUUUAGCUGAAUUUGAGAUAGAAAAAGAAGCUCUGGAGAAAACAGCCCAUUCCAAUGUGGAGUAUGAGUGCAGCAAUAGUGGUGGAGCUUCUAAACGUGGUGCAUUAGGACCUUUUGGUCUUUAUGUUUUGGCAGAUGGUGCUCUUUCUGAGUACACUCCUGUGUACUUUUAUGUUGUUAAAGGAAGUGAUGGAAAGCUUAAGACUUCUUUCUGCUCUGAUCAAUCAAGGUCUUCUCUAGCAAAUGAUGUUCAUAAACAAAUCUACGGGAGUGUAGUUCCAGUACUUGAAGGAGAAAAAUUGUCCUUAAGGAUAUUGGUGGACCAUUCUAUAGUUGAAAGUUUUGCUCAAGGUGGAAGAACAUGUAUAACAUCAAGAGUUUAUCCAACAAGGGCAAUUUAUGGAGCUGCAAGAUUGUUCUUAUUCAACAAUGCUAUUGAGACCAAUGUCACUGCCUCUCUCAAGGUUUGGCAGAUGAAUUCUGCAUUUAUACGCCCAUACCACCCUGAUCAAAAGAGCUAAACAAAUUGAAUUUGACAUUAGAGACACACAAUUGCAAAGACAAAUUAAGGGGAAACUGUUUUCGUUGGUAUGUUGUACCCAACAAAUGUAAUGAUCAAAUUAUCAACUUGUUGUUCAUUGUUGUGGGCUUUUUGUACGAUAUUCAUUCCCCAAUUUUUGUCCAAUUAUUUUAUUUUUUAGAAUUUUUCAUUGUAAUUUGGUUACUCUCUACAAGUGAUUGAUUAUAUUCACAUGGGGUUAAUAUUUCAAUUGAAGAGAAAUUAUGUCAA
Messenger RNA from Medicago truncatula (barrel medic), 2344 nucleotides. Its product is annotated as acid beta-fructofuranosidase. Gene Ontology annotation, molecular function: beta-fructofuranosidase activity. The record is from RefSeq and is a predicted model, not a curated record. NCBI's taxonomy places the organism in Eukaryota, Viridiplantae, Streptophyta, Magnoliopsida, Fabales, Fabaceae. Gene Ontology annotation, biological process: carbohydrate metabolic process. Bases 144 to 2075 code for a protein of 643 amino acids. The transcript is spliced from 7 exons.